Uncinocarpus reesii 1704 is the source of this 3294-nucleotide messenger RNA. RefSeq lists its product as uncharacterized. Gene Ontology annotation, molecular function: protein binding. The record is from RefSeq and is a predicted model, not a curated record. Bases 1 to 3294 code for a protein of 1097 amino acids. The transcript has a single exon. Gene Ontology annotation, biological process: cell redox homeostasis. NCBI's taxonomy places the organism in Eukaryota, Fungi, Ascomycota, Eurotiomycetes, Onygenales, Onygenaceae. Gene Ontology annotation, cellular component: mitochondrion; cytosol.
AUGACUCUCUUAGGAGGCGAACGUCGGGCCUCGAAGGCCAGUAUCUUUUCCAGCGACUCUCCUCCCUUUGCACGUCCGAACUUCGAAAAGUCAAACCCGUUUGCUGCAGUGAGAAGAUAUUUUCGACCCAACGACGUUAGGGAUAGCGACAUCAGACUCAAGGAACCUGGCCCAUCACCGUUGCGACCGUCAACCGCGUUUUCAGAAGGUCGGGGAGCCUCAAGCUCGAUAGUGUUACCCCAACAUAAUACUUCUUUGCCAUUUGUUGCUCCACCUGGCGCAUCAACGCCGGCGCCGCACCCAAGCCGCCGCUCGAGUUUACCCGCUACAUCCCCUAUAGCGGAAUCCGGGUUGAAGAGUAGGGUACGGAGGUCGACUUUGACCGGAAAUAAGCAGCCAAAAUUCUCAUAUAAUAUUAAUGCGGCUACUACCAGGAGACCUUCAUUGGAGCCGAAACAUUCCCGUCCUUCCCUAGAGGUGGUCUCCCUGUAUGGACGCUCUGAAGACGCCAGCAAUUCUCCAUAUCAGAAUUCGAAUUAUUCAGCAGAAACCCCACUCACGGACUUGAAUUACCACAUAAACAUGUUGUCAAGCACAGGUCUUGACUCUUCGCGCGACGAACACAGCGCUCCCACCCAAUAUUCAAACCCGCACCCAAUACCCACCGUCACGGGAUCAGCAACCAAUACAGGCCCUACCAACUUAUCAGGCCUCGUAUGCAACGUACAUCGAACGACCGGGAGAGAGCCCCAUGCCUUAGUAGGCGCCACAACCACCAUCCUUGGUGACAAAUUAUAUGUUUUUGGAGGCCGUAUGUUAUCGAGAACUCGACCAGAGUUAACCUCAGAUCUCUACGAACUCGAUUUGAUACGACGCCAUUGGAGUAAGCUGCAACCGAGUGGGGAUAUUCCCUCACCAAGAUAUUUCCAUAGUGUAUGUGCGUUGGGCGAUACAAAACUCGUUUGCUAUGGCGGCAUGUCUCCUAGAACGACACUUUCCAACCAGUCUUUGGCAAACGUGCCACAGCCUGGUAACCAAGAAACCCAGCCGGAAAUUGUGGUAAUGUCUGACGUGCAUAUUUAUGACGUGCCAACUAGGACCUGGACGCGUAUACAGACGAACAACACACCCCAGGGGAGGUACGCUCAUUGUGCCGCCAUCCUCCCGUCAUCCGCCAUUUUUACCUCCGCCCAGGCUCCUUUAUCUGCGAUUCACCAUAACCCAUCCUCUUCCAACCCGCAUCAAGGAACAAUAGGAGUAGAUAUCGAUGGCUUUGGAGGCGCAGAAAUGGUUGUCGUUGGAGGCCAGGACAGCUCAAACCACUACAUCGAGCAAAUCAGCGUUUUCAACUUGCGCAGCCUCAAAUGGACAGUGACUACUCCUUUGGAUCGAAGUUGCGGCGCAUAUCGAAGCGUUGUCACGCCCCUCACCAACACGUCAGUGUCACAGAUUGGAGCAAAUAACCAAGAAACAAACGCGGAUGCGCAAUCUGAAACCCAAGGAACUCCACUCUUGAUCUAUUCUAAUUAUAACUUUUUGGAUGUCAAACUAGAGCUUCAGAUCCGUCUUCCAAACGGCCAUUUAAUAGAGAAAACGAUGGAUAACUCAGUUUCGCCUCCCGGCCUCAGAUUUCCGAACGGCGGCAUUAUCAACGGUCACUUCGUCGUCAGCGGGACGUAUUUAACCUCCUCUAGACAGGAGUAUGCACUUUGGGCGCUGGAUCUAAAAUCUUUAACAUGGGGUCGAAUAGAUGUUGGUGGGACUAUUUUCGGGAGCGGAAGUUGGAAUCGUGGAAUUCUAUGGAAUAGAAGAAGCACUUUUGUGAUUUCUAGGGGCAUAGAAAGAGGAGUCUCGUUGAAGAUUACAAUCAUCGAACGUCUUAAAUUUCACUCCACGUCUGUAUGGUGGGAGUUGGAGGCCUUUGGGCUUUACGAAAACCCUAGAAGCACCGCACCAACUUCGGGAUACCAGUCGAUGAGCGCUCCAGCGAUACCAGCGUCUAUUCAACCGAAAUUCUCCCAACAAGCUGGUGGUGGUCGUCCGUAUUCCUCAGCUGCCCAACAGCUGGGUCUGAUGGCACAAGCUUUCGUCGAGCUCUCUGACAUGGAGUUGCUUACGAUUGGGGGGGAACGAAUACCGGUUAAUUCACAUGUUCUCGCUCGACGAUGGGGACCUUAUUUCGUCCGAUUACUUCGUGAAUCGACUGCCGUUGCAUCUGACCAUGUGUCUGAUGCGGCCACCGUUCGACAACCAGGCUCAUCCUUCAACAACCACAUCCACAAUAAACGCAAUUCUAAUCUUACAAUAACUCCCUCCAUCAGCAAUACUAGUCAAUACUCCACAGCAACCACGUUGGUGAAUCAACCUGGCAUUGCUGCCAAUGUUGGAAAUGCCCAGAAAGAUGCCGCUUUGACAACGCUUCCUAAUCUUGAAAUCCCAUCUGCCCACUCUCUUACGCCCAGUUCACGACCUCGUACCCUUUAUCUCCCACAUACCCAUUUGACUGUUCAACUCCUUGUUCACUUUCUCUACACUUCAUCUCUCCCUCCUAUUGAUUCGCCGUUAUGCACCCCGCAGAUACUCUGCUCCCUCCUACAGCUCGCUCGACCGUACCAAGUUGAUGGAUUGCUUGAAGCCACUGUUGAACGUUUACACCAAGUUCUUGAUGGCAGGAACGCUGCAGCAGUAUUCAAUGCGGCAGCCAUGGCUGCGGGGGGCGGGCGUGGAACCGGCUUCACAAGUGGAACCGGCGGAACGUUGGAAGUAUUAAACGGCGUGAAGUUGCGCUCUGAUCAAACAGGCGCCCUCUCUGCGCCAAAAGGGACCAUGUCGCAAUCCAACGCGUCAGAUAACGACAGAAACCAUAGUGAAAGAAAGCCUGUUACCAGUCGUCGCGAAUCUAACAACUCCGCGUCUCAGCAAAGGCCCUCGAAUCUUCGAAUUAAUACAAAUAUGGCAUUCCGUCAUCGCACUGAAUCGUUUAGCAGUGCAAGCACCGUUACAUCUGCAUCGACAAACACCAGUUUCAGUUACACUGAUUCUGAUCUGGGCCGGCAAUCUAGCAGCGGCGACGGAUCUAGCAGGCACCAUACACAUAGCAGGGCAGAUCGAGAGGUAUGGACUGGUGAAAUCAGUAGCGUGGUCGGAUUGCAGAAGCGCGGGCUAAGAGGCCUGAUGGAAGGGCGACGACUAAGGGAGCGAGGUGCACUUAAUGCCGCUGAUGAUCGAAAUACUCCUACUGCUGGGAUAACGUCGAAUGCAACCGCUGGGACCGGUCCCGGGACUGGAACAUGA